GAGAUGUCACUUGAAAAGGGGAAGGACAACAUGUUUUGGAAAGUUCUCAUGGAACACAAAGUGCCGAAGAAAAAGUUGAAGAAGAAGAAUGCCAAGUUGAGUAAUGCGAAAGAGCUGGCACUCAAGUACCACAUCGGUAAAGAGGAUGUUGAGAAGGUUGGUUUCUGCUAG
This is a messenger RNA of Strongylus vulgaris, 171 nucleotides long. Lineage: Eukaryota; Metazoa; Nematoda; Chromadorea; Rhabditida; Strongylidae. The record is from the annotation of a GenBank genome assembly.